Messenger RNA from Pelobates cultripes (western spadefoot toad), 22555 nucleotides. Lineage: Eukaryota; Metazoa; Chordata; Amphibia; Anura; Pelobatidae. The record is from the annotation of a GenBank genome assembly.
CUCAGAGCCAGACCUCUUCCUCAUCGCUCUGUCCUGCCCUCUCCCUACACUAGAGGGCGCCCUCUCGCUGGCCACCCUAAGGCCUUCUCACAGCCUGGGAAAAGGAUGUCGGAAGCCGGAGCUGCGUCUGCUCUACCCGAGGACUCAUGGAGCAAAGUAAGGGGGACCUCAUAGGACAGCUCGGGGAUGCUGACGAUUAAAAAUUAAGUGGUGAUGUCUCUGGGAGUGGUUCUCUUGUGAGUGGCUGGCAGUAAACAUAGAUCUUAUUAUGCUUUUGAGAAUAUGGGUAAAGGUGUCCCAGAGUAAUAUAUAGUCCCGUGUUGUUUUUCUGCUUUGAGCCCUAUAGAGUCCAUAUUGGUCGGGAAUAGGGUAAAGCUGCAGCCAUCGGUGUCAUGGGGUCAGCGUUGACCGUCCAUAUUACUGUUGAGGUUAGUCGGAUUGUUGGUCGGGCAGCUGUGGGGUACUGUGGAUGGUCCCGGCUUAUUCGUAUUUACCUUCCCAGUGCCUGACGUUGUGUCAGGUUCCCCCGGAGUGUGUGUGGUGUCGCUCCUAGGAGGUGACCGCUGCGUAGGUGAUCGGCGUGGAGUCUCGGGGAGUGAACGAUGUAGCCUUGCCCAGUGUCCAGGCAUGGGUCGAAGGAGUAUUGUUGGUUAACUACACUUGGGUGAGGGAUUCAAAUGGCAGGCCCAGAGUCUGCAGUAAGGCCUGCGCGUUGUGUAUGUCUUGGAGGAUAUGCGUGGUCGUCCCUUGUUUCACCGCUAGUGCCAUUGGAGACCGCCAGCGAUACUCGAUGUUGUGGGACUGGAGCACGGAGGUGAUCGGCUUGAGUGACCUACGCCAGGCCAGGGUGCCCCCAGGUAGGUCCUGGUAGAAUGUCAGGUUCCUGGCCUCAAAGUGGAGGGGGGUUCUUCCCCAUAGGGCUGCUAGAAUUGUUGCUUUUUCUUUGCGUUUGCGGAGAGUGAUUAUCACAUCUCUUGAGGCUGCGGCCGAAGCAUUCGCAGGUUUAGGGACCCUGAAGACCUCCUCUGGGGCAGGUAUUGUGGUUUGACUGUUUGUCAGAAUCGCUGGCAGUAAGUGCCCCAUAACUUUUGGCAGGUCAGCCUCCGAUAUCUCCUCAGGGACUCCCCUGAUCUUGAUAUUGUUUUGCUGCCUGGAAUCUUCUUGCGCUGCCAUGCGACGUUCAAGUUGCUGGUUCUGCUGUUGUAGCUCCUGUAUGGAGUGCUGCAGUGCAUAGCGCUCCCUCCUGCCAGGCACUCUGUGUAGCGUGGCCGAGCGCACCGCGGUAGAGGAACUUAUGUUUCCUGUACCCGGGCGGACGGAAAUGAAGUGCUCACUGAGAGAGCACUUCCUGUCCGCCGGGUACAGGAGACUGAGCUCCGCGCUCGGCCACGCUACAAGGUAGGAGCUCAAGGGGGGGGGGAGAACCUGAGGGAGAGAUUGGGGGGAGACCUGAGGGAGAAAGAGAUUGGGGAGACUGAGGGAGAGAUUGGGGGAGACUGAGGAGAGGACAUGGGGGAGACUGAGGGAGAGAUUGGGGAGACUGAGGGAGAGAUGGGGAGACUGAGGGAGAGGAGGGGAGACUGAGGGAGAGGAGGGGAGACUGAGGGAGAGAUUUGGGGAGACUGAGGGAGAGAUGGGGAGACUGAGGAGAGAAGACUGAGGAGAGAUUGGGAGGAGACUGAGGGAGAGAUGGAGGGGAGACGAGAGAUUGGGGGAGACUGGGGAGAUUGGGGAGAACUGGGAGAGAUUGGGGGAGACUGAGGGAGAGAUUGGGAGACUGAGGAGAGAUUGGGGGAGACUGAGGGAGAGAUUGGGGUGGUGACUGAGGGAGAGAUUGGGGAGACUGAGGGAGAGAUGGGGAGACCUGAGGGAGAGAUUGGGGAGACUGAGGGAGAGAUUGGGGGGGGAGACUGAGGGAGAGAUUGGGGGGGAGACUGAGGGAGAGAUGGGGGGAGACUGAGGGAGAGAUGGGGGGAGACUGAGGGAGAGAUUGGGGAGAAAACUGAGGGAGAGAUGGGGGGAGAAAACUGAGUGUGGGAUGGGAGAAAAAAAAUGAGGGAGGGAUGGGGGGAAAGAAAACAGGAGGGGGAGAGGGGGGACGACAUACACACAGCACCCCUGCCCUACACAUAUCACCCCACAAAAAGACACACACACAGACACAUCACCCCACCCACACACAUCACUCCACACACAAACACAUACACUGUACCCCUCAAACAGUGUGUGUACACUCAGCAGUCUGUCUGUGUGUGUACACUCAGCAGUCUGUCUGUGUGUGUACACUCAGCAGUCUGUCUGUGUGUGUACACUCAGCAGUCUGUCUGUGUGUGUACACUCAGCAGUCUGUCUGUGUGUGUAUUUAGCAGUCUGUCUGUGUGUGUGUGUGUGUGUGUAUUUAGCAGUCUGUUUGUGUGUGUGUAUUUAGCAGUCUGUGUGUGUAUUCAGCAGACUGUGUACUCAGCAGUCUGCUAAAUACAGACAGACUGCUAAGUACACAGACAGACUGCUAAAUACACAUACAGACAGACUGCCGAGCACACACACAAACUGUUUAAUACACACACAGAGAUGUUAAUUAGUUCGGACAACUGUAUGAGUUGUUUUUUCUAAACUUAAACCUCAGUAUUCAGGUUUAAAUGCCGUUUUGGCACUUUGAGGGAAAACAAUUGGCAUGUAUUACGGUUUGGGCACUCGGGCUCAAAAAGAUUCGCCAUCACUGCUCUAUAACUAGUCUGGAUAAUUUUUUUUAUGGCAAUGCUAUUCUUUCUUUGGAAGAAUUGAAGCUUAAGUAUGGAUUAUUAAAUGUAUGUGAACUGGAAUGUAUGCUAAUCAUUGACAAAUUGAAAGAACUAUACCAGGUAUCUGAAACAGAUAAAAACUAUAAAUCACUUGGGAUAUCUCCUUUAGAGAAAGUUUUUUUAUACAGCCCCGCUAGUAAAGGUAUGAUAUCCUUAUGUUAUUUGUUUUAUAAUGCCAAGCCCUUAGUUAAAUUAAAACAUAUGUUGUCAUGGGAUACGGAGUUGGGUGCACAGUACGAUUUAGAAGAAUGGUUCGUUUUUUUUAAAGGUUUAAAAGGUAUUUCGUAUUGCAUCGACCAUUUUGAAAAUCAUUAUAAAAUUUUAUAUCGCUGGUACCUGGUUCCAUCUAGAUUACAUAACAUGAACAAUAUGUAUUCUGACUGGUGUUGGAAAGACUGUGGGGGUGUGGGCAAUAUGGCCCAUAUCUGGUGGUUUUGCCCCAAAUUAACUAAUUAUUGGAAAAUGAUUCAUGAUCUAAUUAUUAAAGUGAACAGAACCAUUAGCAUCUUAACUUCGUUACUAGCCUUAUUUAAAAAACUCCCGGAGUCCGUUAAUAGAUCAGAUAAAAUAAUCAUAGGCCACAUUCUGACUGCUGCUACAUCCUGUUUACCUAGACAUUGGAAGUCCCAAAAUGUGCCAUUAAGUUUUUAAUUUGAUUCUAGAAAACAAGGCACACGAAUUAUCGCAUAGAGCUAAUAUGCAUGGUUUUCUAAUAUUAAAAUAUAAUUGGGAAGAAAAAAUCAAAACAGUUUAUGGUCUUUGAUAUAUUUAUUGUUAAAGUGCAUUGAUGUAAAAAAUUUUGCCAUAUACAUUGUUAUGCUUAUUUCAAUGAUGGAUGGAUACCCGUUCCAUUUCCUUCUUUUCCUACCCCUAAUACAAUGUUUGUAUUAUUGUUACUUGUUAUACAAAAUUUUAAAACUUUAAUAAAAAAUUUUUGAAAAGAAAUAGUGACAAAUCAAGGAACACCAAGUUUCUAUCCCUCUAUUGUUUUAUUUCCAAGAAAGAAAUAUACGCAGUUUGUAGACCUCAAAGUCCACAAUGUUCUGCUUGGCUAAGCAACAGAAGGGCCUGUUUGCAGAUCUGAUUUAAUGAUUUACCUUUGUUCUCCUAGUAUAAAACGCAUGACUGCAGUACAGCCUUACAUUGAAUAGAUGUAGGAAGAAAUGUUGGCUCUGGAUAUAUCAAAGACAGUAUAUAUCUGUUACAUAUAGGCCACGAUGGAAAAUAUCAGUAUCUGGGAGAGAUCUAUGCCUCAAUUUGCUUUUGUUGUAAUUUUUUAUCGUUUUUAUUUUUAGAGCUUAUUUUUGUAGAGUUUAUUAAAAGUUUGCAAAAGGCUAUUUCAUGCUUUCCUAUGGGGAAAACCUCACGCUGAAGUUCCUCAUGCAUAGCGUGAGGACGUCCAGCGUCAGAUAACGGACCAAAAGUCAGUUUCAAUUCCAGAAGUCCCUCUAGUGGCUGUCUGGUAGACAGCCACUAGAGGAGUUAACCCUCAGAGGUAAUUAUUGCAAUAAUUACCACUGCAGGGUUAAGGGUGAUGGGAGUUCAAUGAGCUGAAAUGGUCUGGUUGCCCACAGUGACCCUUAAAGGCUUCUUUCUUUGAGUGCUACCAGCAAAUAAGUGAAAUAUGUAUUUAUUAAAGGGAUGCUCCACGUAUUUAUAUGUUUGCUAAUGUUGGCAUUGAAGAAAUGUUUUUUUAUUCCAGUGGCAUAGAUAUCUAAGGCAGAACAGAGCGACAGGAGAGAGUCAGAGAGCUCUUCUAGAGGUUGUCCUAUUUUCCAUUGUACUAUUGUUCAUAGUUUGGGUGAAUGUGGCAUGGUUUGAAGAGUGAGUGUGACAGGGCGAGAGCAGGUGAAUGUGACUUCUCCCCCACUCAAUAAAGGGUUAAAACAUGUCCAUCGGCGCUGGGACUUGGCUCCACCUCCUUCCGAUGUCCCUCGACAAGCAGGCGCUAAUGGGCAUGCAGACAUCCCAACUUGCAAAAAUGCAUUACAGGUAGGUGGUUUCACCAGCUACGGAGCCACCCUUCUCACCCCUAGGCGUUCGCACCCUCCCCCCACACAGACACAGAUAACCCGCAAACAUGUAUGAACACCUUGACACACAGAUACACGCACUGGCACAUACACACUUGGAUACACCAUGACACACAGAUACACACAUUGAAACACACACUCAGAUAUGCACACUGAUACAUACACUCAGAUGCACACACUGACAAAUACACACACAGAGAGAUACACACUGACACACGCUGACAUACAGAUACACACACACUGACACAAACACUCAGAUACACACACACACGCAUAGAUACAGAUACACACAAUAAAAUACAGAUACACACACUGACAUACAAAUACACACUGACACAAACACACAGAUACACACACUGACACACUCAGUUACACACACUGACAUACAGACACACACUGACACAAACACACAGAUACACACACUGACAUACAGAUACACACAUACACACAGAUACACCCUGACACAAACACACAUUGACAUACAGAUACACACUCAGACAGAUACACACACUGACAUACAGAUACACACACUGACACAACAGAUACACAGAUACACAGACCUACUGACACAAACAUUUAGGUACACUCCUGUUAGCUUACCUUUGUCUCCUUGAGGGUGGCUUGCUUGAUGCUCUGGUCCUGGCUGAGGCUGAUGGGAGUGAGCAUGCAGUGGCAGCUCACUCCAGCCUCUCUUCUCCCUCCAUGUUGCUGUGUGGCUCUGCAGACUCCAUGCUGCCUCCAGUCCUCCUGUGCGGCUCUCUGUGAGGCAGGGAGGAAGUGGCUAAUAGUCGGCUCUUAAAGUGCCGGCACCACACCAGCCCCUGCUUAGUAUGAGGGAAGGGAGGCUCAUAUCAUGUGUAAUAUCCUGGUAAUCAACACACACAAUCUGAUAUACAUUGUAUGUCAGGUUGUGUGUGUGAUUUCCAGGAUAUUAUACAUGAUAUGAGGGUGUCAGGGAGCCGCAUGCAAAACUUGGGAUGUCUGGGGGAGACUUAGGAUGUCUGGGCAUGCGAGGUGAGUGUUGUGCGCAUUAGGCCUCCCCAUAGGAAAGCAUUGAAUCAAUACUUUCGUAUGGAGAAUUAGCUGACGCUGGAUGUCUUCAGAGCAUGAAGACGUCCAGCGUCAGCGGAUCAAAAGUCUGUUAGCAUCCAGGAAGCUCCUCUAGUGGCUGUCUGGUAGACAGUUACUGGAGGCAGACUUAAUGCUGCAAUGUAAACAUUGUAGUUUCUCUGGAUGUGGUCUGGGUGCCUAUUGUGUCCCUUUAAGGGGGGUUAAUGUGACAGGGAUAGUGUGGCAGAGUGAGGGGGUUGAGUGUGACAGAUUAGGUGACAGGGUGAGUGUGGCAUGGUUGGGGGAGAGUGUGACAGGAUUAGGGGAGGAUUAUUUGACAGUGUUAGUGUGGCAUGGUUGGGGGUGGAUGAGUGUAACAGGAUUAGAGGGGUUAAUGUGAUAGGGUGAGUGUGGCAUGUUGAAAGAGGUGAGUAUGACAGAGUGAUAAACGAUGAGUGCGAUAUGGCUGAGAGGUGAGUGUGACAGUGCGAGAGAAGGUAAAUGCGACAGAAUUAGGGGUAGGUUAGUGCGAUAAAAUGAGUGUGGCAUUGUUGUGGGGGGUGGGGGGAGUGCUACAGGAUUAGGAGGGGGAUUAAAGGGAUAUUAUAAACUAUUUGAUUUGAUAACUAUGCAACAGAAAGGGAAAAAAAUUCUUAAUUCACUCCAUAAGUGCGACCAGUUUCACCUUGGAUCAACAACCUGUUCAUAUACUUAUAUCCUUGAAAAUUAGUUUUUCCCCAAAAAUCAUCCAGGCCUUUAAAAUUAAAUAAAUAUCUAUAGAAUUUGAAAGAAUUCCUCAAAUGUAUGUUUCUCAUUGUAAAUAACCCUUUUCUCUGCUGUAAGCAUAAACACAUUACUUCCAGUGUCAAUGGAUGAUCUCUUGUUUGUUGUAUAUUCCUGCUAACGAACAAGUUAUCAUCUAGCGGUUUGUACUGACCUGUAUUCAGACAUCCAGUGGGAGUUGGCAGACAGGCAGCUGAAGACAUUACAACCAGUGACAUAUUGCAGCUGGGGGCACUGUCCACACAGUACCCACUUCUUGCUAGUUGCCCAUACUGGACUGCCCCAUCAAACACCCUUAGUAUGUCAAUGAAAGCAGAUAUAAAUCUGUAGCCGGAGCAGGAUACACCAUGGAAUAUGUGUACCAAAAACAAACAAAAAGGGUCUGCUUAACCAUGGAACCAUCCGUACCUCAAAUUACAGCCAUUAGGGCAGGAUUAUAAUAUAAUGUGGCCUCUCUCUGGCUGGGAGCUUCAGUAUACAGACCUUGGAGUUAUUCCUGAGUGGUUUGGGUUUUUUCUAUGUGUUUGUUUUUUAACUCAUGAAGCUUCUUUGCAGCUAUAUUAUCUUGUAUCUUUCUAGUGCGUGUGUUGUGCACUACUAAAAUAUUACAUACUAUGAUAUUACAUAGUUCAUAGUUACAUAAUAGUGCAUUGUACUGUUUUAGAAUCUAUAUUACACAGACUGGAAUAUCACCCCUUUUGGAGUUAUUGACUGAUUCAUUGAUUUUCUUCUUACAGAGAUUAAUUUAUUUUCCACAGUAACAUACUUCCCUACAGCAUAUCACAGUGCUAUCCUUCAAUACAAAUAAGUAACAAACAAAAAAAUAAAAAUUUACAGGUAAGCUGCUCAUAUACAAUGUGAAUACUUAGAACUUUCCCAGCAUUAGAAUACUCAGUACUGCCAACAAAAUACAUUUAUUCCUCAGAGCCAGACCUCUUCCUCAUCGCUCUGUCCUGCCCUCUCCCUACACUAGAGGGCGCCCUCUCGCUGGCCACCCUAAGGCCUUCUCACAGCCUGGGAAAAGGAUGUCGGAAGCCGGAGCUGCGUCUGCUCUACCCGAGGACUCAUGGAGCAAAGUAAGGGGGACCUCAUAGGACAGCUCGGGGAUGCUGACGAUUAGUCAGGCCGGGGCAUGGGGAGUUAGAGGAGGCCGGGGUUUGAUAAGGAAGACAGGGCCUUUCACUGUUUAUUUAAGGACGUAAAUCCCCAUCAUCCCCAACAAUUUAACAGUUGUUGUUAUUAUUGCACUAUAUUGACCUGGUUAUUAGAUUUGCGUUUUUGCUUUUAUAAGAUUCUACGUAUACUUCCACGUAUUGUGCUAUUUAAUGCACUGUAAUUGCCAAAAUAUUGCUCACUGUAUCUCCUCACACCAUGGGAGACAAGAGACAUAUUGCUUAACAGCUGUAGAACUACAAAUCCCUUGAUGCAUAAGGCUGACAAAGCAUUAUGGGGGUUGUAGUCUUACGGGGAGGGGAGCUUUAAUUUUUAGGUUUGUGUAUCUAUAUACUUGUUAAUCAGUAUAGCUUUAAAAGAACAGUCCAGCGUUAAAAAAAUUAAAUAGAACUUCAGAUUGUUCUUUCGAUUGUUUACAUUACUGCACCCUCCCCCUUCAUAUUUCUAUAUAUAUAUAUAUAUAUAUAUAUAUAUAUAUAUAUAUAUAUUUUUUUUUUAAAUCACUAUAAAACCUACAUGUAAUACAGCUCGGGGACAUUAUGACGGAGUGGUUAUGGUGCUUGUACUGUCCCUUUAAAUACGUACUACACUUUCCGUUCUGUGCUAUUGCCACAGUUAAUAGGAAAUUGUAACAACAGUUAUUUGAUUACAUAUACCCAUUGUACAGCACUACAGAAUUUUGCUGGUGCUAUAAAAUUAUAAAAUGAUAAUAUAACUUGCCAUGGUCAGUUUGAGCAGGGCCCUCAACCCCUCUGUUACUCUGUGUCCAACUUGUCUGGUUACAACUACAUGUCUGAAAUAUCAUAAUAAUAAUGUCUGUUCGUCCACCCAUUGUAAAGCUCUGCGGAAUUUGUUGGCGCAAUAAUAAUAAUAAUAAUAAUAAUGUAAAACAGAAUCACCUAAGCCCUUGCCAAGCUAGAGGAGAAUACUUUAGCUUUGUUGCAAGAGAUAUAGAUGUUCUUCACUAACUAAGCUGUUUAAAGUGAAUUAAUGCUAACACAAUACAGCUUGGUUGUAUUCAUUAAACUCCAUGUUUCAGUGAAUUAUGAUCCUACUGGCAAAAUUUUAGAAGUUGUAGUUGUAAUUUAGUAAUGAGAUGGAGCACUUUCAGUACAGUACAAAAUGAUGUAAUAAUUCAAUACUGUGUGUGUGUUUUUAUAUACCGGUAUGUAUAUAUUUAAAAAAAAAACAAAACAAAACACUAAUUUAAAAAAUAGUUUAUAAUGAUAAUAUAUUAAAUAACACUUGCUGACUGCGAGGCAAACACACUCUGCCAGUCGGAUCCUUCUCAUUAAGAAGCAUUGAAUCUAAUGUGUUCGGUGUCAGCCUGUGGAGCAUUAUGGCGCAAAACAUGAAGACUUUCGAUUUUGUGAGGUCUUCAUGAGGAAGAGCUCAUAGUGGUUGUCAGUUUGAUACCCCUUAGAUGCGUGCUAUUGGACUAAUUAAUAUGGCAACAAUGGCAAUGUUUUACAUUGUUUGAAAAAAUGGAUCAUCUGCAUCAAAAUCACCUUAUUAAGAUGAAGUGGUAUUGGUUCCAGUCUCCUUUUAAUGUUUAAUGUUGGCAGGAGUUUGAGAAUCGUCCAUUGACAUGUAAACCAUAAAAAUAUACCAAUAGCGUAAUUGUAUGAAAAAUGCAAUGAAGAUUUCAGGUGCAACUACAAUUGCAAUUUUAACAGAGCCUUCUUGACAGGUUCUAGAUAGGCAACUAUUCCUCUUUCUAACAUACAAUAUUUUCUAAUACAUAAAACAAAAGAUGAUUAAAAAUAACAUUUCUAAGUCUAAUGCAGUUUGAUUUCACAAAUUGCUGUUCAGUUAAAUUACCCCAGCCAAUCAAGGGUCCUGCUUAAAAGAGUUAGGAUAUGGUGAUGCUAGACCAUUAAUGUAGGCAGUCUAACUUAAAGGGAAAAAGUCUAAAUUGAAAAAUAUUUUUUUUUUAAUGCACUUAACAAAGUUAAUAUUAAAAAUAUGCAUUUAUUAGUAUUUUUUUUUUUCUUUUGAAGGGUUAGUUCAACCAUCAUGACCACUUCUGCUUUUAGAAGUGUUCAUGGAGCAAGGAGUCUUUGUGCAAAAACUGCACUUUUUUAUUUGCACUUUUGGUCUCCUUUCCUUUCUGCUCUCCCUCCCUGUGUCCCUCCAAUGACAGUUAUUUUCUUUUUAAUAAUUCCCUCCCUUCCUUAUUUACCCCCCACACCCUCAAUGGUUCAGAGCAUAGACAUUCUAUGUCUAUGGUUCAGAGUGCACACAUGCGCUGUGAGCUGGUGAGAAAAGUCCAAUCAAAUGCUUUUUUUUAUGAUAGGCAUUUAAUUGGUCCACAGAGAAAAAAGCAGUAACAUUGGAUAAGGGUAUGGAAAAUAGUGAGGAAAACUUUGAUUGGUGGUCGAUUCCAGGUAAGUUAAUGCUUAUUUAGCAGGUUUAUAGAGGUGGGGGGUUGCUAAUGCCUGAUAAGGAAUUACAAAACAUUAUUUAAACAGGGUUACUUACUAACUUCUUGUUUAUGUGUCUAAUCAAGCACUUUUCAAUGUGUGUACAUUUUGAAGCUAUAACAAAAGAAAUGAGAAAAAAAAAUUAGUAUGUUUAAAUUUGCGGAAAAUACGAAUUUAUGUGAAUAUGCUACAUAAACUACCAGCAGUUACAAACUGCCAAUACAGGGUAUAGUAUAGUAUAAUUUUACUGUAUUAGGUAGCAGUUAUUUAUUAGAAUUCUCAGAAUUUGAUUUCACUCAGUCUGCUGUCUGAUUUAACAUUUAUACAUGUUUAUCAAUGUUCCUGUUUUCUUUUUUAUUCACCGUUAUGGUCCAUCAGUCUGAGAAUACAUACAGCGACAAUAUGGCAGAAACCGGUAAGUCCUGACAGAAGGUUAUUUAUCCUUUACUUUCUAUUGUAGAUACUGAUCAAAAGUUGUCAGAUCUGGUAGACAUAUUCCAAUGGGAAUAACAUGAAUAAGCCAUGCUCCAAGGCUGACCAUGGAACACAGGCCUGGUCAUGUGCAGUAUUCGUAUACUGCUGAAAUAAAAUCAAUUAAUGAAAGAAAGGAGUUAUGAUCUAUUAAUUGAUUAAUUUUACCAGCAUGCAAAUGCAAACAUAUCAUGCACAUUUCAGGCAAAGCCUGAUACCACAGAGAACUCUUGUGUUUCACAAAAUAUGGAGAUCUGAUAUUCCAAACUAAUAUUUCAUGUAUGUCAUGUAUGUCAUUUGGAGACUAGGAAACGUAAUCCUUGCAUCUUUAAUGGAACAAGUGACCGAAAAAGCAGAACCUCUUACUGUAAAUUGAGGGUGUUGGUGUUAGUAGACAUUGGGUGAGGAAAUGGUCUACAUGCAGAUUCUGCCUGUCAGUGAUAGAGACGAAAUGUAUUAUUUAUUAUUCAAUACUUAUGUGUAUAACACCACUCCACAAUGUGAAUUGAAGCACCAGUGAGUUUUGGAAACGUUUCCCACUAAAUAUAUUUUGGAAUAUUAGACUGCUUGUUUUUCCUCAGCCUGCUUAUUUUUUAUUUGUAAACAUGCAUUGUUUACCUUAAACCCUCCCUUUCUAUGAAUGACCGAAUUAUUCCAUCAUGGUUGUCCUACCCUAAAAGAUUUGCAGCUUAAAUCCCCCUCCCCCCAAAAAAAACACUUUACUGUGCAGGUUAUUAAUCAAGCCUGGUAUUGUUACACAAAAGGUGUGCAAAGGGAGUCAUUCUGUAUUCAAGAGAUAUAGCUGAGUAAUAUUUAGUGAUUUCAAUUACAGUAGCACAACAAGCUUACAAAAUAAACCGCUAAAUUGUGCAUGUAAAAGCGAAAAUAAAAUACCAUAAACUUUAAAAGAAAAUGGUGAAAAUGGAUGUACUUUAACCCCUUAAGGACCAAACUUCUGGAAUAAAAGGGAAUCAUUACAUGUCACACAUGUCAUGUGUCCUUAAGGGGUUAAGGCUCAAACUAUACACAUAUGGCAUACCCACUGAUGUCUACAUUUACAAAUGUAGUAAUUUGAACUCUCAAUAAGCUACAAUGCCCCAUCAAAUCCAUCUAUCAAAAUUCUAACUGUAAAAACUUUAAUAGUCGGGUCUUUUAAAUGGCAUUGUAGCUUCACAGCAUAGUUGUAAAGGCAUAAAUUGAGUGUAUUGUUUAUUCAGAAGAUGUAGCUAAAUAAAAUAUGUUUUGUACAGAGUACACAACAGGUUUACGAAAUACACAUUGGUGUAACACAGACUAGUGUAUAUCUGCGAAUGUUAAAAAAAACCAAAAAAAACACAUGUACUUAAUUUUUUUUUUUUUUUAUAGAUUGGAAGUUAAAUAGCUACAGUGCCAAAAUACUCUUAACUAGUGAUGUCCCGAACGGUUCGCCGCGGACGGCAAACAAACAUAAACUUUGACACUGUACCUCACAGUCAGCAGACACAUUCCAGCCAAUCAGCAGCAGACCCUCCCUCCCAGACCCUCCCACCUCCUGGACAGCAUCCAUUUUACAUUCAUUGUGAAGCUGCAUUCUUAGUGAGCUGUCCAGGAGGUGGGAGGGAGGGUCUGCUGCUGAUUGGCUGGAAUGUGUCUGCUGACUGUGAGGUACAGGGUCAAAGUUUAUGUUUAUGUUCGCCGUCCGCGACGAACCGUUCGGGACAUCACUACUCUUAAGUAUACUUUAUAUAAAUAUAAACUUUUGUAUGGCAAUUUUGUUUUCUGUGAUGGCUUAGAAGACAAACAUACCAAAAUCUAAAGUCAUUCCACGUUGAUAUUGUAUUUACUCCUUGACUUUGUGGCCUGUAACUACCAAAAAUAAACUGUAUGACUUUUCAAAAGCUCCACUAAUUAUGUACACAUUAUUAUUGCCACAAAUGUGAACAAAAAUGAACUCCAAACCAGAAUGGACCAAUUUUUUUCUAAUGCAUUAUGUAGUUAAUGACUGUGUAAGCAGAAAAAUCACUACAUCUUUAUAAGGUGAUUGUGGGGCAUAGAUGCAGCCAGUGCAGCACUGCAAAUUAAACCUGUGACUGAACUUUAUUACAUUUGCAAUUUCCACACUACUAAUGGCCAUUUUACAGGCAUUAAUGGGUUUUGACUAAAAUAGAUUGAGCAGUUUAUUAUGUUUGAUGUUCCAAGACAGUUUGUAAAGUAUACAGGCACCAGAUGCCGUGUAUAUGUGUAAUGCUUCUCUGUGAGAAGCAUUGGAUUGGGGAUUCGGACAAUAGCUGUCAUGCAUCUCUAUGAGAAGCACUGGAUUGGACAAAAGUCAUAUGAUAUAUAUGCUAAAAUGUAAAAAAAAAAUAAUUUGCCAAAUCAGAUUUGGUGCAGACACAAAAACAAACAAAAAAAAUAAUUUGUUGUCUGUUUUCUAUUCAAAACAAGAUAUUGUAUUAGACAAUACUAUAUAUAGCCCCUAUUACUUUCCAGCAUACCUAUCUCUUUCUCUUUAACAGGUUAUACUAUGGAGCGGAAGGGUAGUAUAGUGUCCAGAGCAAACAGCAUUGGCUCAACCAGUGCUUCUUCAGUCCCUAAUACAGGUAAAGACUGCAUCUAUGUUUUAUUAGAAUUUUAGCUUGUUAUUUCCAAAACUGUCUAAUCUAGCCUGUUACUCAAUAUUGCUGCUGUAUCUUUACACAUAGCCCCGUUCAUUGUUUAGUGAUCCAGGCUCUACGUCCCUAUCUACAGAGCCAUGAUGUGCAGUUUGGCUCUUUCUCUAGGGAGGAAAAAGAACUCAUACCAAGUUUGUGUAUGCAGUAUGUGUCCACAAGUUAGAUAAAAUGUAUAUCAAGCAGCCAGAACAAGCAUUUUUGGCUGCCUGAUUGACAGCUCUGAGGGGAUGUUUUUGUUGCAGCAUUUUGUAAAAAACGCUGCAAUUCUGAGCCACUCUUAUAGCUGAGAGUACUCUUUGCAUGUUGACAAUGUGCAAUAAUUCAGAGUGACCCGAUUUGUACUCCUUUUUUUUUUUUUCCCCCCUCUCUCUUCAAUAUUAUGUUAAAUUGAUUGCCAGGUAUUUAAAGAAAUCCUAACCUUUUGGUGUGGUUCAUUAGAAUAGAGCUUUGUUUUGUCUCGUUUUUAUUAUUGUGUGUUACUCUGGCACACUAAUCAUAUAGAUUUUUGGCCCAAUAAUGAAAGCAUGCAAAAUGUACUGGUUUAAAGGAUAACUUCAUAGAAUCCAUAAAUAUGGAAAGGUGAGGGAUGGUGCAACUUUACUGGGUGUGACAAUGGCAUCCAUGUAUGUGUCCCCUCGCCCGUAGCACGCUGCAUGAUCGACAAUGCUUCUUCCCCAACCUCAGAUGACGAGGACAGUGAUUAUCGUCAGGAGAGUCUGAAAGAUGCCUACAAAGACAGGCGCAGGCGGGCGCACACGCAAGCCGAGCAGAAAAGAAGGGAUGCCAUUAAGGUAGGAAUUUAAGAAUAUACGAUGUGUAAAAUCCUGGAUUUGAAGUGUAUGUAUGCCUAGUUGACUUUGUUGGGACAUUUUCAUAAAUUUAUGCCUUAGCAUUUGAAAGGUCUCCACAUCAUUCAGACAGAUACUCGUUUUCCUUUGCACCAUUAUGAACACAUAGGUGUAUGUGCCAAUGUUUGAUUGACAGGUGGAGGGACCAUGUUUUUAAAUUGAGUUAUCUUUGAAUUAAAUAAAAUUUGUAUACAUUUGCUAUCAUGACAGGUCCACCUUACUUAGCAUUUCUGAGAAAUCAGCAUUUUGAUAAUGGACCAUCAGUGCCAGUCAUUUAUGUGGCAGGCUGAGGACUAUAUAGAGUUUGAUGGAGCUGCAGGUAGGGAAGCUGGCACGAGCUCCUUUCCUCUGAAUAUGGACUGGCGAGCUAUGAAGAGGUGGUGUCAAGCGAUGCACAUAAUGACAUUGCUGACAUUACAACAGAGUUGUGCUACAAAGCAGAACAGUAGGAUUCAAAUAAAGUAACAGACUGCUGCGUCUAUGUCCCAUUCCUUGUUGAACGCCGCUUGCAGCACCACUUGUGAUCAAAUAAAGGUAACCUCUAGCUUUUCUGGGCUAAAGAGUUGGACGAAGGAGGUGGAAGUGGAAUAUUUUCCAGAUUUACCAAGUGCAAUCAAGGUUUUAUUUAUUUGUAUGAUUAUACAGGGGACAUUCCAUGAAAUGCUUCAUAUUGAUACGAUUAAGUCACUUUUGCUAAUUUCACCAAAUGGUUUACUGUUCUGCUUAUUAUUCAGAAAGGGUAUGACGACUUGCAGACCAUUGUGCCAACUUGCCAGCAGCAAGACUGCUGUAUCGGAACUCAAAAACUGAGCAAGGCUGUUGUUCUGCAGAAGAGUAAGUUUUUUUGCCUGCCUCCCCCUCUUCCUACCAAUUUCUCUUCCUCAAUUUCUUAGAUCACCCACUGGGUCGCUGAACAUUUGAACUUGCAUAUGUGGCAAUUCUUAAGAACAGAUUUCUCAUCUGUCUUUCGUAGCUAUAGAUUAUAUCCAGUUUCUGCACAAAGAGAAGAAGAAACAGGAAGAGGAAGUAUCCACAUUACGGAAAGAAGUUAUGGCCUUGAAGAUAAUGAAAUCGUAAGAUCAUGUAUUAAGUACACAUAUACACACAAACUAUGUCACUGCCCAGGAAGGCUAAUUUGCUUUCUGGAGUUUAAGGGAAGUCAAAAAUCAUCCUUCCUGUUCAAUUGAUAAUAUUUGGUUUCGUUUCUUUAUUUUAUUGUGAUAAUUACAGGCAUACAUUAAGUGAUAGAAUGGUGUAACAUGACAUUCACAGUAUGGCAUUACAUUGAAGAUAACAAAGGUAACAGAGGAAUCAUUCGCUCUUUGCAGUAAACACAGGACCCAAAUCGAUCCUGGGUUGCUGUAGUGUAGAACAAGCUCUAACUUGGGUGGGAUAGGAUAGUAAAGAUCCUAUUGGAAACUAUGGGUUUAUGCUAGUCUCUGGCCUGGGCACUUUUCAUGAGCAUUAAACCUGACACCAGCCGUGGACCAGAUGUAUAGAUAAGCUGGAUCUCUGUGCUAGGUCGUUAGGGCUGCAUCGGGUCACUGGUGCCCAUUAUGCAAUUUGAUGAAUAUACCGUUGCAUGUGGGUAGUAGGAGUGGGAGGGCGUCUGGUCCAGAUCAGGACAGUGUCUGCAUCUGCCCAGUGCCCAGCCCCUGUUAAGUGGUAUUUAUAGUAUUUAUUGUUUCACAUCAUGAGAAAUUGGUCACGACAGCCAUUUGGGCUAUGGGACCCUGAAACGAUAAUGCAGUCCCAGAGCUCGGGUUGGGAGAGCGGACAAAUAUAUAAGCAAACAAAAGUAUUAACAACAGAUAGUGCGGGAGGUAUAUGCUUUCAUUUCUUAUGCAAGCUGCAACCCUGCAUGGCCGAGUUUAACUUAGUUGCAGGAGCCUCCAACAGUAGGUGAUGUGGCAGGUGCCAAGCAGGACACCGCUAAGUCGAAAGCCAGUUGUUACACGAUUUGACUACUUAUACCAGGAAAGGGCACCAGGAGACUCCUUUAACUGAAGUUGUACAUUUCUAUACAAAGAGACUUGCUAGUGCGUUUUAACGUGAUUUAUGUUUUACAAAAGUUGUAGAAUUAUGGGAAUAGUCAAUAAGGAGUUGUGAACAGAAAAAAAAAAAAAAAGGCCGAAAGCACAAACAGUGGAAUAUUUUACCUUUAAAAUCUUGUAUAGGUCCUAUUUUCAGCAACAGACAGUAACUGUGGACCCUAUAUAAACUAUAUACAAGAAAACAACAUAGUGUAUACUGUUGAAAUCUAUUUACAAUAUGUGGAGAAUAAAAAAGGUUCACUCACACUUUCCAGAGCCACAUAAGUUAGGCUCUGGACUCUAAAGGUAUUUCAUCCACCAAGGGAUACACUGGAUCUGAUCCUUCUCUUAGAUGUUUGUAAUAAGUUUUUCUUAGCAGGAACUCAGGAACCAGGUAAGGUGAAGUGUUAAAAUAAACAUUUAUUUGGUAUAAAAUAAUAAAAGCAGAAAUUGCUGACACAGCAGCUAGCACAACGCGACCCUCUAGGGUCUUUUUUUAAGUGCAGUAUAUCCUCCCAUUUGCUGACCCACCUAUAUAUGCCUCCAAUUUACCAUAUUGGAGACAGGUGUAGCAGCAGGAAAUGGUAAUUGAAUGUCCAUAUUUGGUCAUUGCAGGAAGCAUCUCACCACCACUAGAUGGCAGUGCUUCCUGUUUUGACUUACAUAAAUAAAGAGAGGGGGAAAAAUGCUUCCUGUUUUUACAUAUAUAAAUAAAGAGAGAAAAAAAAGUUUCUGUUUUGACAUAUAUAAAUAGAGAGAGAGAAAAAGUAAAAAAAACUUCCUGUUUUGACAUAUAUAAAUAAAUAAUAAUAAACAAAUUCCUGUUUUGACAUAUAUAAAUAAAGACAAAAAAAAUGCUUCCUGUUUUUACAUAUAUAAAAAAAAAAGGUUUACUGAUGCUCAGAUUGGAUUCUGUAACACUGUUGUAGCUUUCGAUAGACUUAUUUUCUCAGUAAUGCCUGUUAAUAACUCUUGUCUUUCAGAAAUUAUGAACAGAUUGUCAAGGCUCAUCAGAGCAACCCUAAUGAAGGCACUGACCAGUUGUCCGACCAAGUGAAGUUCAGUGUAUUUCAGGGUAUCAUGGACUCACUGUUUCAGACGUUUAAUGCCUCAAUCUCUGUAAAUAGUUUUCAGGAGUUGUCAGCAUGUGUCUUUAGCUGGAUCGAAGAACACUGCAAGCCACAGGUAUACAACACACAUCCACAGAGUCCUUCACUGUUUCUCAGUAAAAGCCUAGGGGUAUAAUUACAUUUCUGCUUUUUAAAAAGACUGGAUUUGCUGUUUCAAGAGAUGAAGUUGGGUCUCUUGGUAUAUGCUACGGAAUCUGUUGAUGCUAUAUAAAUGGCAAUAAUAAUAAUAAUAAUGUCCUGUGGCAUAGGCCACUUUGUACUUUUUAUCACAGCAAAGCCCAGUGCAAGAAUGUUGCCAAACAUUUUAGGUUAUGUUUUGUGCAGGAGAUAGACAUAUGUUUUGGCACACAUCUUUUGUGACUUUUCAAUCUGUGUAACACUUGUAAAUGUAAAAUGUUUAAUUUCUUUUAUCAGACACUGCAUGGUAUCGUAAUGAGAGUUCUGCAUCAGUUGAAGCAUCCGCUUUAUUAGGAAGAAAUUACUUGCACGUUCAAGAGGUUACCAGCACAACAUACCGCGGCUCUCGAAACAGAUGACUUUAAAGUGACGCAGAGCUGAUGUUAUUUGUAUUACAAAAUGGGGCAUAUGCCUGUCAGCUGAGCAGUAUAAGUAAACAUGGCCAGUGUCUGCUUAGUGGUGCCAUUCCUCAAGGCCUGUUAUCUCCUCUAUUAUAGAGAUUGUCAUCAAUAUAUACUGGCCAGCUCUUGGACCUCACUUUGUGCCACAUGGGCCUUGUCAUUUCUCUGCUACUUCUGUAAAGAAACUUUUUUUUUUUUUCUUCUCAUAAUUGACGCAAAAACAGCACAGAUUUCCCUGGAAAUAUACUUCUGAUCACUGUGUGUUAUUUAAUAUUAGUAGUUGAAGUCUUUUUAAGAUGUAUAUAUUUGUCUUUGUGUUUUCCCUACAGCCAAAGGGGCUUUUUAUCCAAAUAGCAUUUGGAUUAUAGAAAGAUGCAGAUAUACUGUCCCAUAUUGGUGAAGGCUCUGUCUUGAUAGUUAAUGAAAGUUUGAAUAUUCCUGUUAAAGUGACUCUGUAAUCUGAAUUUGUCUUUAGAUCAGCACAAACCAAUAAUAUCUAUAGUUAAUAUUCUAAUCUAACCAAGCUAUAUGUUGGGCUGUACUUGAACAUCUGACAUUGUGUGUAUGUAUGUGACUUCUUACAAAUGCCACUACAGUUUAACCCCUCAAGGACCAAACUUCUGGAAUAAAAGGGAAUCGUGACAUGUCACACGUCAUGUGUCCUUAAGGGGUUAAGGCAGGGGUCAGCAACCUUUUUCUACAUGACAUGUCUGCAAAUGAAUGGCGAACCCCCAAAGCUAAAAAUAUGAAGAUAAUAGUAGAUGGCCUCCUAACUUGGUAUCAUUAUGUGGGGUAGCUAUACAUAAUGAAAGGUACCAAAUUAAGGGUGCUAUCUACUAAACAACUAAAAGAUCAAUAUUAAGAAAGGAAGCUGUGCAGGAAAAGCACAUUAAAGGUCCAAUAUAGGCACCCAGACCACUUCAGCUUAAUGAAGUGGUCUGGGUGCCAGGCCCAUCUAGGGUUAACCUAGAAACUGCUAGAAAUGGGUUAAUCCAGCCUCUAGUGGCUGUCUCAUUGACAGCCACAAGAGGCGCUUCUCACUGUGAUUUUCACAGUGAGAAGACGCCAACGUCCAUAGGAAAGCAUUGAGAAUGCUUUCCUAUGGACUGGCUUAAUGCGGAUGCGCGCAUGCGCAUUCACCCGAUGACGGGAAAGGAGGCGGAGAAUCCCCACCGCCGAGGGAGCCCGGCGGUGGAGAAAAGGUAUGUGUUUAUCCCUUUCCUACCCCUAGAGCCCAGCGGGAGGGGGCCAGGAAAACGAGUAUGUUUUCCUGGCACUAUAGUGGUCCUUUACGUACAUAGCUCCCUUGCUACACAAACCGCUCAUCCUUAAUCAUAUAUUUUGGCAGAGUAGGCACCGGCUUUGUGGGUAGGGAAGUGCCUGCUCUACAAUAAUAAACCUCCCUGGGAGACAAGCAGGUUUAUUAACUAAACUACGAAUUUUUGUAAAUUAAAGUCUGAAUAGCAAUUUUUCCAAACAAACUAUUUAAGACUAAAUUAUGUAAUUUAGAUUUUCAUUUCCCACAAUUCAAAGUUUAGUGAAUAACCCUAUGAGUUACAUGAAGCACCUGUUACAUUUGAUCUUUGUGUACGUGGUGUCUUUGUGCAUUAUGUGUGUAUAUAUUCUAAAUUUACUUUUUAAAAGUAUGCUUAUAAUAUAUAGACAUCUUUUUAAAUAUAUACACACACACACACCUUCAUAAUAAGUACAAUCAUAAUCUUGGAAACCACUUUUAUUUAAAAAAUAAAAACCACUCUUAACAUUAUUUUAAAGAAGACAAAAAAUAUCUCAAAGGAAUCAAUUCAUGCUCAUUGACCCACACAUGCACCCUCUCAGAUACACAUGCAGUUUUUUGCUUACCCCUAUGGCAUCCUGGGUGGUCUUAUAAGGUUGCUGACCCUUGUUUUAAUGCCAUUCCAAAUAACAGAACCACCAGAAAAGAAAGAUAUAUAUGGGGCGCGGAAUUGGUGUUUAUGCUUGAAGUUUAAAAAGGUUAUAGUAGAAUAAUUAUGGAUUCCUUCUCUAUCCUAUGCGUACACCUUUUUUUGUGUAAGCCACAAUUGCUAGAAUAUUUUAUGAAAUGGAUUUAGUUGAUAUGUGAAACAGAGCGCCUUGAAAUCUGCUACAUUUAUAUGUAAAUCCUAUCAUUCUGCUCAGGAAUAUACUGUGGCUGCCUUUAUGACUUUCAUGUAAUCUGUUCUGUUAUAAAAGAUUUGUCAGUGAAAUUAUUUAUCUGAGUAAAUAAAACAGAUACAAACUAGGAACCCUGGUUCAAGUAAAAGGAGUUUCUUCAAACAUUAUUCACCCUUAGAAGAGCCCUUACCAAGCUUAGUAAAGAUUUGUCAAAACAUAAUUUCUGUUUGAAGAAACUGCAUUUGAUAGAACCAGAUUGACUGGGUUUCUGUAUGUAUUAAUGGUAAAGAGUGGAGCCAAGCUGAUUAGUGCUCACAUACUUGUGCCUUCUCCUGUUUAAUCUGCAUUCCUUUGCUAACCAAUGAAUUUUGCAAACACAUAUAUGUCAAGUUAAUAAAAAGGGACAGUGAGUCUAACAAACUAUAUAGCUUGCUUUCAUGUGUAAAUAUACAGUAAUUAAAAGGAUCUGGGCCCACUGCAAAGUCAGUUUAAAGGGGAUAUAUAUAUAUAUAUUUUUUUUUUUUUCUUCCCCUCAAGCACUGAAAAAUGUUUAUGCAUAAGACUGCGAAUCUAUAAUGCAAGGUGAGUCAAUUACUGACAAGUAGAUGUUUCACCCCUUAUCUAACUAGAGGACGGCAACGCGAGGAGGGUUGAUUUGAGUUUGUCCUUUUUUCAUAUUGCGCUAAAAUUGACCACGUGUAUAUGUUUGAAGAAAGUGACACACGCUAACUUAAAAGCCUUUCCAAGCAACCUGGCCACUGCAUUGAGGGGUGCCAUAGCACUGUUUAAAAUUAAACAGUUAAACUGUUUAACACCCAGCUGAGUUCCCAGGUGUCCAUAGCCCAGUUCCUCUUCAGUUACUGCUCAAGUAGUAAUGGAUUAGCAAUAUCAAUUCUGUCCAUGUUUGGACGGAACCCAUGGGUUGAGUGCAUCCGUUUCAGCCAAUGAAUUAUAUCUAAAUGUGGACAAAAAAAAUAAUAAUGCACCUAAUGGUGAAGAACUAAUGCUUUAAUCCCUUAAAGGACCACUCUAGGUUUUAACCCUGGAGCUGUAAACAUAGCAGUUUCAGAGAAACUGCUAUGUUUACAUUGCAGGGUUAAUCCAGCCUCUAGUGGCUGUCUUCCUGACAGCCGCUAGCGGUGCUUCCCUGACUCUCAAUGCGAGAAUCGCAUUGAGCACGCAGAACGUCCAUAAGAAAGCAUUGAGAAAUGCUUUCCUAUGGGCGUUUUUAAUGCGCGCACGGCUCUGGCUGCGUAUGCGCAUUCAGCUCCACUCGGGAGCUGUCGUAGGAGGGGGAGGAGAGGUCACUAAUGCCAAGGGAGCCCAGCGCUGGAUAAAGAUAAGUGGCUGAAUGGGUUUAAACCCCGUCAGCCCAGCGGGAGGGGGAGACCUAAGGAUUAUAUAGUGUCAGGAAAAAGAGUUUGUUUUCCUGACACUAUAGUGAUCCUUUAAACAUCAGGCACAAUUUUAGUAUAACGUGUAUUUGAAGCAAGGGAUGCAUAUAUGCAUAUCACCCUUUAUAAAUACAUUUGGUAAAUGAAAAGCUUUAGACAGUACACAGUAUUUUGCACAGUAUCUGAAAUGCUAGUAUAAAAGCAAAAAUAUUUUGUCACAUACAGUAGAUAUGAUAAAAAUAGAAAAAAUAAAUCAGUCUAAUCUUGCUUCUAGGUAUUUGUGUAAGGACCCUGAAGGCACUAGUAGCUUACUACUAUGAAAUUAUGUUAAAAAUGUUAAAAAUGGCAGCAAUGUAAAAAGUGUCUCCAUUGAGCAUUGGGUUAUAGUGCUUAGACUACCCCUUUAAAGCAUAAGCUACCUAUUACAGAGGUAUUACCCAACUAGUGCAGGGAUAGGCAGCUUUCAACACUCCAGAUGUUGUUCACUACAUCUCCCCUGAUGCUCUGCCAGUAUUCUGGCUAUAAAAGCAUUUAUUAUGGAAGAAUAAGUUCACAACACAUGGAGUGCCGAAGUUUACCUAUCCCUGACCUAGUGGAACUAAACAGAUAUAUUAACCCCUUAGUGACCAGACAGUUUUUCAGUUUUGUUACGGAUAAGGACCAGGGCUGUAUUUACAUUUCUGCGGUGUUUGGUUUUAGCUGUAAUUUUCCUCUUGCUCAUUUACUGUAUACACACAUAUAGUUCUUUCUAAAGAUACCAUUACUUUAAACUUAAAAAAAACCUACACCUUUUCUAAAAUUUGACCCCAAAAUUUGUUACGCAUCUACAACCGCCAAAAAACACCCGCGCUAAAUAGUUUCAAAAUUUUGUCCUGAGUUUAGAAAUACCCAAUGUUAACAUGUUCUUAGCUUUUUUUUGUGUGCGAGUUAUAGGGCUAUAAGUACAAGUAGGACAUUGCUGGUUCAAAAUAUACAUUUUUAAAACGUAUCAAUAGUGACAUUGUUAUAAAUCUCUGAAUCACACCUCACAUGUAUAUAUAUAUAUAUAUAUAUA